Physeter macrocephalus (sperm whale) is the source of this 936-nucleotide messenger RNA. It is a transcript of the gene RAB20, whose product is annotated as RAB20, member RAS oncogene family. The record is from RefSeq and is a predicted model, not a curated record. The transcript has 2 exons. Bases 215 to 922 code for a protein of 235 amino acids. Gene Ontology annotation, molecular function: GTP binding; GTPase activity. Lineage: Eukaryota; Metazoa; Chordata; Mammalia; Artiodactyla; Physeteridae. Gene Ontology annotation, biological process: intracellular protein transport. Gene Ontology annotation, cellular component: endomembrane system.
UGGCCGUCGGGCUGGGUCCCAGGCUCCAGCCCAGCGCGGAGACGCGCUUCCUCUUCCGCAUUCCCAGGCGUCCAGAGGAGAGGGUGCCCGCGAGUCCGAGUCUCCGCGAGUCCCGGGUCUGAGCAGCCUCGGGGCGUCCGGCUGCUGCAGCCGCACCCGGGGCGCACGGGCCAGAAGGGCGCGGGAAAAAGGGAGGGGUGCCUCCUGCCGGAAAAUGAGGAAGCCCGACGGGAAGAUCGUACUUUUGGGGGACAUGAACGUGGGCAAGACGUCGCUGCUGCAGAGGUACAUGGAGCGGCGCUUCCCGGACACGGUCAGCACGGUGGGCGGCGCCUUCUACCUGAAGCAGUGGCGCUCCUACAACAUCUCCAUCUGGGACACUGCAGGGCGCGAGCAGUUCCAUGGCCUGGGCUCCAUGUACUGCCGGGGGGCGGCCGCCGUCAUCCUCACCUACGACGUGAACCAGGCCCAGAGCCUGCUGGAGCUGGAGGACAGGUUCCUGGGCCUGACGGACACGGCCAGCGCCGACUGCCUCUUCGCCGUCGUGGGAAACAAGGUGGACCUGAGUGAGGAGGGGCCCGGAGAGGGCGGCCAGGAGGGGGGGCACGGCCCCGGGCCGGCUGGCGGCGGCGGCUGUGCGGCCCCCAGGCUGCCGAAGCAGGUGCAGCCGGAGGACGCGGUGGCCUUUUACAAAAAGAUCCUCAAGUACAAGAUGCUGGACGAGAAGGACGUGCCGGCUGCGGAGCAGAUGUGCUUCGAGACCAGCGCCAAGACCGGGCACAACGUAGAUCUGCUGUUUGAAACCCUGUUCGACACGGUGGUGCCUGUGAUCCUGCGGCAGAGGGCCCAGGGGCCGCCGCAGACCGUGGACAUCGCCAGCUCCAGGCCGCCCGCACGGACCAGACCUGCGUGCUGCGCCUGACGCGCCCAGGCCCG